Sclerotinia trifoliorum is the source of this 1236-nucleotide messenger RNA. The record is from the annotation of a GenBank genome assembly. Lineage: Eukaryota; Fungi; Ascomycota; Leotiomycetes; Helotiales; Sclerotiniaceae.
UGAAAAUUGAAUAAGGUUGUCCAUCUCCUCUGGUUCUGCUUUGUUGGAUUUUUUUUGUUUCACGCUCUCUUUGAGGAUAUUUUUGUUUCCCCCAUUAGCUGGACGAUUCAACAUUAAUAUUUAAAGUCAUAUUGGCUUCUUCAAUCCCCAUUUCUCUAAAUCACCCACACUCUACCAAAACAUUCCUUUCCAUGUCAUUUACCCCGGUAUACCACCAUGUCUUCCCGCAAAUGUUACCCACGUAUCGGUAUAAGCCCUAUCUGGUACAAUGUGAACCAACCACUCAAUGCCCCUUAUGAACCUACAAAGAUAAAGUACAGGGAACUGCUCAGGGACCUACACCCUGAUAAAAAUGGAAAUCGCCACAACGAAAGUUGGUUUUAUAAUUUGCUCGCACAAGACAUACAGAUUUUCAGAACCGCAGAAACAUACAACGAAUACAGAGAGGAUUAUUACUACGAAUUGAAAUAUUAUGAAUAUGAACGAUUAAAGAGGGUCAAAAAGCUCUUCGGUGGGAGAAAGCCAUGGCUAUUUGAUUACAAUCCGGAGCUGGAGUCGGACGGUAAUUGUACCAAUUGGACAUUGAUAAAUGCAGCGAAGGUGGUUAACUUUGUUCAUGGGAUCGAUAAUUUCCUACCAACGAAAUUUGUGGAUGACUUUUGGAACAUGAGGAUUUUCAAAUUCAACAAAGCAAACGAAACAGAGCUGGAGAUGUUUGAUGAUAAUUGUAAAAGGUUCACCAUGGAUUUGACAUACAAGAAGGACUUGAACGUGGUGGCAUGGUCAUCUGUGGACUCGAGAGGGUUUCCAUUUUUUUCAAACACAAUUUGUCAAUGGGACAUUUUAAUUAUUGAAUUUAUUGUAUGCUUGUUGGUAUUGCGAGGCGGGUACAUCUGUUUUUGUAAAUUUGGAAGUUGGAAGUCGAAAGAAGAUGCGGAACAGAUAUCACGGUAUGGCUCCGAUACAGAAUCCGAGGAGAGCUUUGGACGGGAGGAACAGAUAUCACGGUAUGGCUCCGAAUCAGAAUCCGAAGAGAGCUUUGGACGGGACGAACAAGAAGACGAAGAAUAAUAUCUGACACCAAGCUGCGACACAUUUUGCUACCGGCAAUAAUCAUGCCACCACCGAUAGUGCACAAGGCACCAAUGCCGCCAAUAAUAGCCCAGUGACGGUCGAAACGGUCAGAUCGAAGUCGGUUUGUUUGAUGGAUACUUUCUUAUUUUAUCUUGCUAGCUU